CCCCCCCCUUCCAAACUUCUCCCCUAGGAACUACCAGAGCUACGUAGACUGUUUCGACACCAGACUGCCUACGUCACGGAAUCCUGCGGACCUGUUCCUCACGCUGGUGUUUGAGAGGAAGAACAUGGAGCUUGCCUACACUGGGCUGUGUACGCUUGAUCUGGAGGAACUGAGGCAGAACAUUCGCUGUCUGCUGAGCACUCCAGAAAUCCGCCGGUGUUACGCCACUUUCAACCAGGGUAUCAACCAGAUCGCAGGUCUGCAGCGACAGCAACAGUUGCCUCGGGUAACCAUGGAGCAACUGGCGUGCAAUGUCUCUGUGGCGAGGUACCAGUGCGAGACGGCCGUCUACCGCUUCUGCAACGCACGGGCCGGGGAGAUAAUGCAGGACUUUUUCUUCGCCGGGGUCACACAGGAGUGCCGUGACGCCACAGGAGUUCGCUCCCGCUACGUGGACAUCUUCACCGGCGGUGCCGUGACCUUGACCUACCCGGGCACCGUGCCCUUGAUGCUGGCCGCUCUGCUCGUGCUCUUCCUCACCCGGUUUAGCUGACUUCCAUCGUUUUGUCUCACGGGGGCGAUUCUGGGAGUUGGAAGGAUAGGGGCUGAUAGUCAUACACACAGCGCAACAGGCGUAGUAACAUUUCCUUUCUCUCUCUCCGUGUCUAAAUAUUAUCGCAGGAGCAACAAUGUAACAUAUUUUUCUUACACUCAUUCUCUCACUCAGCCUGCAAUGCAUACAGAUUUGGGGCAGAUGCCUAGUUUCUCAACAAACAAAUUGUGACCAGAAUUAUGCAUCUAUAAUUUUUUGCUUUGCUCAAAGUCUUGGCCCAUACAAACUAGCCAAAUCUGGUUAUGUAAAAUUAGGGAAAUCCAUUUGCUCUUACCAAUCCGUCAUAGAUCUCGAGACACACAAAGUCAAGAACUAUCUGUAUUUGUCUUACAUCCUUCUUACAUUUCUUAAGAUCUCCUUUCUUAUUCUGAUAAACCAGCAAGAAAAUGGGACUCUCCUCCCUGCAUGGCCUUUCAACUCCAGUUGAGGACAUAAAUUACACUAGUUGAGGGUGGGUGUUAAAAUUAAAAGUAGAUUGCAUACUUUGUAAUGUAUAUCCAGGUUUGCAUUGCAGUGGCAUUUACAAUUGUCUCCUCCUUCCUGGAAUGAUAUGUGUCACGACGUGGUGGAAUCAGGUGCUCGACAAUUUUUGGGAAUAUAAUAUGGUCAUUCAUAUAAAACGUCAAAGCUUGUUCAUUUGUCUUGCAUUUUGUGAAAAAAUAUCCCUUUAUUUUGAUUAGAAGUCGAUGUAUUUG
This is a messenger RNA of Aplysia californica (California sea hare), 1308 nucleotides long. RefSeq lists its product as uncharacterized. Lineage: Eukaryota; Metazoa; Mollusca; Gastropoda; Aplysiida; Aplysiidae. The transcript has 3 exons. The record is from RefSeq and is a predicted model, not a curated record. Bases 125 to 553 code for a protein of 142 amino acids.